AUGUCGAAGCUCAUCAUUCCAGUUUUAUCACUCAUAAUCAUUUACGUUCACUGUGCACCGUCUCCUCAAAGUGAUGAUGUUGAGAUACAAGGCAUUAAUAAUCAAAUCAAUGGAGCUGAAUUUGAUUACAAAUUCACAUUAGAAGACGGACAUGAACGUCAACAGCAGAGAAAGGAAGUUGACGGAGCUCAUGUCGUAAUUGGAUUUUACAAGUACGUUGAUCCUGACGGGAAGGAAAGAAAAAUUUAUUAUAAAGCAGAUAAGAAGGGAUAUCAAGUCAGCUACGAUAAGCCAUUUGACUUCCCAAGUGAGUCGGAAUCGGAAAGAUUGUCGUCAGCAUAUUUGCCACCAAAGGAAAAUUUAAUCAGAGAUGUUAUAGCGCCAUCGAAUGAAUAUUUGCCACCAUCGAACUCGUAUUUGCCACCAAACUAA
This is a messenger RNA of Chironomus riparius, 432 nucleotides long. The record is from the annotation of a GenBank genome assembly. NCBI's taxonomy places the organism in Eukaryota, Metazoa, Arthropoda, Insecta, Diptera, Chironomidae.